ACACGCCGCUGUUCUCCGCUCACCCUCUACGCUGUCGUGUAUGUGUGAGAUGACUGGCAUCCACAUCCAGCCCGCGGUUUGAAGAAUAUCUCCUGGAGGGAGCAUCUAUUUGAGGAUCCUAUGGGAGUUCUGUCAGCCGCAGUUUGUCUGUUGGCAGCCGUGGGAGUGGGAUGUCGACCAGCAAUCUCACCACUCAAUAAUGCAAAGGUUGAAUGUAUCAUUCAAGAAACGCUGAAUGGAGAUGGGUCGCAACAUGCUUGCGGUCCUCAGCUAGCAGCGGAACUUGAUGAAGUACAAAGACACCAAGGUCUGCUCAGGGAGCUGCAGAGGCUGGCUGAUGAUGAGAGAGAGCGGUAUGAUUACAAUCUAGCUGAUGAAGAGAGCGAUUUGGAUUCAGAGGAUGAAGACAGUGAUGGUGCCACACAAACAACAGUGGAAUAUGACCCCAAGAAGAGAGAGAUGGAUGAGCCAAGAAUCGAUGAUACUGGGAUCCAUGAUGAAGAGGAAAGAGCUAAGGAGCUAGAAGAGCUGCUGGCUGAAGAAAUCAACAAGAAGGAAAAAGAGGAGAGAAUUGAUGAGCUCAAAGAGUUGCUGAGAGAGUUGAAAAAAAAACGUUAUGAGUUGAAGGAAAGACGAAGCCAAAAAAAUCCUGAAAGUGCACAGGAGGAGGACGACACAAAGCAAAAGAUCACGAAAGACAAGGGAGAGGUUCAGUGGAAGAGUGUUGCCAAUCAGAGGACGGAUGAGGAAGAGCUGAGUGUGGAGAAGGAGAAGGUGGAGAAGGAGCUGAUGGAGUUGAAGAGCAAGAAUAAGCCAGACGAGGAAAGGGAGAGGAAGGAGAAGCAGGAGGAGCUGGAUGAGCUGGUUAGGAAGAUGGAACGAGUGCAAGAGGAGGCUAAAGCACAGAAAAGAGAUGCUGGCUGGGACCAGAGUCAUCAUGAGGAACAAGACAAGGACGAGGAAGGUGACAAUGGUGGAGAUGGUGAUAAAGCGAGGCGCGCAGAGGUUACGGGAGAUGUGAAGAAUCCGCAGCAGAAGAGAGUGAUGGAGAAGGCCAGCGAUGAGGCCACUCGCCAGUUUGAGAGGGAGCGGGAGAAAGAACAGGAAGAGGAUAAUCGAAAUGGCGAGAAUGAAGAUGAGGAUGAAUACCUCAGAGAGGAUAAUGAUGAUGAAGGCGGCUUGGAUGAAGAUGAUGCAGAGGAGCUGCUGGAGGUUGAAGCACAAUUUCGACAAGCUGCCGAACAGCUGAGAGAGCUGCGGAGAGGAUAAACACACACCCCCACAGACGCCCAUUGUUGCAUUCUCCUUCACACAGUCAGCUUCCCUGAAUCGCAUUUACAGCCUCGAUGUCCCUUUGGUUGAAAAAUGAUUGUUCAAUACUAAUUCUAGGAUACUUAAGAGCUCUAUUGCGACUCUGAAGUUUGCUUACUGGGCCUGGCGUCAUAACAUGUAAAUAUUGAGAUGACAGGUGGAAUCUUUUGUAAACUAUCAUUGAUGCAAACAUUCCGCUCUUCUAUUUAAAUGCCAUUUCUACUUAGAAACUUCACACUGCAUCUUCAAGUGCUGAGCCAUGAAAAUAGGCACUCAGUGCUUCGUGCCUCAGAUUUUACAAAGGAUUCUCCAUAAGCAAUUUACAGUAUGUGCUUUAAAAAUUUCUUUUGUGCAAUAAUCGAUAGCUAUAUAUAUAACGUGUAAUGACUGUUAUGUGUAAAUUACAUUCAUACCUAAGGAUAAGUCAUUUAUUCUUUGAAGAAAUAAGAUUGUUUCACUAGGCUGGUGUACUGUUAAAAUCUGACUGUUGUUAGUGAAAAAUGUGACACAAAUCGAUGUAGUAUGCUGAUAAGUAUGUCAAGUGUAGGAUUGCACAAGGUCCCAAACGUGUCACUUGAGGGGCAGAUAGUUUUGCACUCUUAAUAAGCCAAGGAAGCAGAGAUGAAGAGGACACUUUAAGCCAUUUUCUUGUCUUUUCGCAACACCAACGCUGAUAUUAAUCGCAAUAAUCGCUCAGUGGUUGCUGUCUUGACUUUGUGCUAGUGUAAAUAUCAUUGCGCCAAGGUCAUACGAAAUAGGAUACAAAAGCGCCCCCAUAUGGACUCUGCGUCAAAUUGCACAAGGUACACAUUUAACAGGGUUACCAAGAGACUGUUAACUGCAAAACACUGCGGCACAUGCAAUAAUGAAUCAUAAGUAAGCCAAUAUAGCAGGUAUUUUAAUACGUAAUUAAAGUGCACAUCUAAUUUGUUUGAUGUAUUUUCUAUACAGCCUAGUCACAAUCCGUGAACACAAAUAAUAAUAGGAAUGAUGGUACGAUUCAUUCCAAUGAGAUGUUUGGUGACUUCAAAACACAAAGAAUUGUACUUUCGAAUUGUUUUUGUAUAUAUGUGUGAUAUUCUAGAUCAUGAUGUAUUAACCAGCAAUGUAAAAUGAUAUGUCUUGCUUUUAGGGAAAUUAACCACAUCAAAAACUAGUAUAAAUGCAGGGCAACAAUGUAAUAUUACUGGCCAAUAGAAUGCUGUGUUUUGUGCCUGCUUUGUCUUCUAUAAUAACCGUGAAUCAAUAAAAGUAUAUAAACACA
Corythoichthys intestinalis (scribbled pipefish) is the source of this 2575-nucleotide messenger RNA. Its product is annotated as DNA ligase 1. Bases 121 to 1269 code for a protein of 382 amino acids. The record is from RefSeq and is a predicted model, not a curated record. The transcript is spliced from 6 exons. NCBI's taxonomy places the organism in Eukaryota, Metazoa, Chordata, Actinopteri, Syngnathiformes, Syngnathidae.